UCCUUUCCCCUGCAAAUAGUAUAGUUUGGUGGGCAAGAGAAUGAACAGAAAGUGUGGGAAAAUUCUUUUUUGAAUAAAUUUUUACAUAUCAAAAUGCAGGGCAUAGGCGUGUUGAUGAAUUGUGCAAUGUCGUCGUACCUAGAAGAAGAGCUCGACAAGCGAUUCAAACUCUUCAGACUAUGGGAGGCUUCAUCGAAAGACGAGUUUCUGAGAGAGAAUUGCAAUUCCAUACGAGCGGUGGUCGGGGACACAGCGAUUGGGGCCGAUUCCAAGUUGAUCGAAUCGCUUCCGAGUUUGGAGAUCGUGUCGAGUUACAGUGUGGGUUUGGAUAAGAUCGAUUUGGCAAAGUGCAAGGAGAGAGGAAUUAGGGUUACCAACACUCCUGAUGUUCUCACGGACGAUGUGGCUGAUUUAGCAAUCGGUCUUGCAUUGGCGACUUUGAGGAAGAUUUGUGUGUGUGAUCGGUUUGUGAGAAGUGGGUUGUGGAAGAAUGGUGAUUUCGAGUUGACUUCCAAGUUCAGUGGUAAAUCAGUUGGCAUUAUUGGAUUGGGCAGGAUUGGUUCAGCCAUUGCAAAGAGAGCCAAGGCAUUCGGCUGCUUCAUUAGUUACCACUCCAGAUCCGAGAAACCAUUAACCAAUUACAAAUAUUAUUCUAGCAUCAUCAACUUGGCUAGAGACAGUCAAAUCCUUAUUAUUGCUUGUGCUCUGACUGAAGAAACACGGCACAUUGUCAAUCGCGAAGUCAUUAACGCAUUGGGUCCAAAGGGUGUUCUCAUCAACAUUGGACGAGGCCAACAUAUUGAUGAAUCUGAACUUGUAGCUGCAUUGCUUGAAGGGCGGUUGGGAGGGGCUGGGCUUGACGUGUUUGAGAAUGAGCCAGAGGUACCUGAACAAUUGUUUGGGCUUGAAAACGUUGUUCUUGUCCCCCAUGUUGGAAGCGACACGGUAGAAACCAGCAACGCUAUGGCAGACCUUGUGAUCGGAAACUUGGAGGCACACUUUUGUAACAAGCCGCUGUUGACUCCGGUACAUCCAGCAACAUCUGAUGGGAGCGGGAGGAUAGGCUGAGGCCGGAAGCUCAUCCUGGGGAAGCGUAGGUGUCGCUACCGCCACCAGUUCCAAAGCAGAGUUGCAGAGCAUAUUCAAAACGGUUGCAAUUCUGCAGAUGGAAAUCCGAAAUGUCAUCAGUGGAACACAAACACCAGUGACUCUGAUUAUUUCCCUUUUCAAAUUGUAGAUGGCUGCAGAGUUUUUUGUUGAGGGGUACAUGAAAUUGCAGUCAUUCAACUCGCCAUAAAGACUAUGGGUGCAGUGCAAGAUUGGGUUAGCGAAUGACUGAAGGUCUUAGCCCUUGAAGCCGAUGAUAGAUCUACUAGAGCUGACCAACAUGCUUCUCAAAUACAUUGAAUUCAAUAACUUCCAUUCUCAAUAGUCAUAUUCUCACAUAUAAUACUCUCUCUCUCUCUCUCUCUCUCACACACACACACACACACAAAAUACACUAACAUCUUGUAGAAAUUACGGAUGCGCUUGCGAUGGAUAGAUAAUAUUAACUAAUAACUUUCUCCAAAAAA
Camellia sinensis is the source of this 1574-nucleotide messenger RNA. RefSeq names its product glyoxylate/hydroxypyruvate/pyruvate reductase 2KGR. Gene Ontology annotation, cellular component: cytosol. Lineage: Eukaryota; Viridiplantae; Streptophyta; Magnoliopsida; Ericales; Theaceae. The record is from RefSeq and is a predicted model, not a curated record. Gene Ontology annotation, molecular function: hydroxypyruvate reductase [NAD(P)H] activity; glyoxylate reductase (NADPH) activity; NAD binding.